Molecule: messenger RNA, 426 nt
Organism: Aspergillus tanneri
Lineage: Eukaryota; Fungi; Ascomycota; Eurotiomycetes; Eurotiales; Aspergillaceae
Gene: ALG7
Product: UDP-N-acetylglucosamine--dolichyl-phosphate N-acetylglucosaminephosphotransferase
Exons: 3
Coding region: 1-426 (141 amino acids)
Biological process (GO): dolichol-linked oligosaccharide biosynthetic process; protein N-linked glycosylation
Molecular function (GO): UDP-N-acetylglucosamine-dolichyl-phosphate N-acetylglucosaminephosphotransferase activity
Source: RefSeq, a predicted model, not a curated record
AUGUCCAGCUCCCUCUCCCUGCGCGAGACCUGGCGCCUCUUGAUCCUUGUUGGGAUCUGCCUUGGUAUUAUUUUUAAUGCAUUUCAAGGUGAAGGUGCGCCCUUGGUAGCAUCAGUUGCAUUCAGUGGGAUUGUCUUUGCGAUUACGUACAGUUUCAUUCGAUGGCUUGGACCGGUGUUUAUGAAAGCAGGUCUAAAGGGUAGAGACAUGGCAAAACCGAGAAAACCUGAGAUUCCGGAGACUAUGGGGGCAGUCUGCGCCAUAGUCUACCUUCUCGCACUUAUUUUCUUCAUUCCCUUUGCCUUCUACAAGGAUAUUGUGUCUGCUACUUCUGGUGGAGGCAACCGAGAUGUUGUUCUCGAAGUAGAGCAUGUUGAAACUGGACGGAUGCUACACCGGUUUCCUCAUGGAAAAAUGGAGGCAUAA